Molecule: messenger RNA, 993 nt
Organism: Apiotrichum porosum
Lineage: Eukaryota; Fungi; Basidiomycota; Tremellomycetes; Trichosporonales; Trichosporonaceae
Exons: 5
Coding region: 1-993 (330 amino acids)
Cellular component (GO): cytosol
Molecular function (GO): aldose reductase (NADPH) activity
Source: RefSeq, a predicted model, not a curated record
AUGACCAUCGCUACCCACUUCACCCUCUCGGACGGCCGCAAGAUCCCCUCCAUCGGUCUCGGCACGUGGCAGUCGCCCAAGGGCCAGGUCGCCAAGGCCGUCGAGCACUACAUCAAGGCCGGUGGCCGCCACAUCGACUGCGCGUGGGCCUACGGCAACGAGGCCGAGGUCGGUGAGGGUAUCGCCAAGGGCGGUGUCCCCCGCGAGGAGCUCUGGAUCACCUCCAAGCUUUUCGAGCUCCACCACCACCCGGAGCACGUUCCCCUUGCCAUUGCCGACACUCUUAAGAACCUCGGCAUCGCUUACCUUGACCUCUACCUCCUCCACUGGAACAUCAACUGGCAGGUCGACGCCCCCGAGGGCGUUCUCCCCCAGUUCGAGCACGUCAAGCUCUCGGCCGACGGCAAGCGCCUCCUCGACGUCCCCCUCUGUGACGAUGUCCUCCCCACCUGGCGCGAGAUGGAGAAGCUCGUUGACCAGGGCCUCGUCAAGUCGAUCGGUGUCUCGAACCUGAACAUUCACCGCACCCGCAAGCUCCUCAAGGACGCCCGCAUCAAGCCCGUCGCCAACCAGGUCGAGCUCUCGAUCCAGUGCCCCCAGUACGAGCUUGUCGAGUGGCUCCAGAAGCACGACAUCCAGCCCCAGGGCUACUCGCCCCUCGGCGGUACCGACGGCGAGGCGCUCCGCAACAACCCCACCGUCCUCAAGAUUGCGGAGAAGUACAACGCCCAGGGCUCCAACGUCCUCAUCUCGUGGCUCAUCAAGCGCGGUAUCCAGCCCCUCCCCAAGUCGGUCACCCCCGCCCGUAUCGAGCAGAACCUCAUCACCGUCGACCUCACCGACGCCGAGUUCCAGGAGAUCGAGGCCCUCGCCAAGAGCCACCCCCCUAACCGUGUCUGCGACCAGUCGACUCUCUACGAGCCCUUCUACGACAUCUACCAGGAGAACGACCCCGAGUUCUCGGACAAGGUCCAGUUCGCCAAGGCCGACUAA